Diachasma alloeum is the source of this 1409-nucleotide messenger RNA. RefSeq lists its product as uncharacterized. The coding region runs from base 201 to 1316 and encodes 371 amino acids. NCBI's taxonomy places the organism in Eukaryota, Metazoa, Arthropoda, Insecta, Hymenoptera, Braconidae. The record is from RefSeq and is a predicted model, not a curated record. The transcript has 4 exons.
CUCACGACAACCGCCACGCAAUAUUAUCCCAAGCUCGCGUUAGCGAGGUUAUAACGAAAAAAGUAAGCGUGACACAGGAAUUCCAGGGGGGUCGAUUGAGAAUUCCCCCGAUGACUUAAUUAGAAGUUAUAGCGAUCGAUUAAUUGAGUUGAGCAAUUAGUCGACGCAUUUUGUCACGUAAAUCUCAGGCUAGGCGUGAUAUGGCGGGGCAGAAUAGACGAGAGAGAAGCGAGUCGAGUGGAUAUUACGAAUAUAUGGAGACACUGAGGCAGUCGAUGAGAAAGGAAAUUGGUGGUGUCGAGGCACCGCCGGAUGGUCUCGGUGAAAGGAGAGAACGAAAUUCACCAGUUGUGCCUGUUACACGACAAAGGGGCACUAAACGCAAUGCAAAUGGUGAUGAUACCUCGAGCGAUGAGGAGGAAAAUCCGAGUGAGGGUGAGAGCCAAGAGAUAAACAAUCAAGAAGGUAAUGUAUCGAUAAUUGAGAUUAAACAGCUGAGGAUAUGGGCACUUCAGUAUCAAAUACCACCGGCUCACUUGGAGCCCUUGCUUGUUAUAUUGCGAGCGAGACUUCUUCCAAGUUUACCGAGAUCCGCGAAAAUAUUCUUAGAUGACGCACCACCCCCACCCGCCAAGAAGAGAAGGGAAGAGGCAACGGAGAAAAACGAGUGCUGCAGUCCUGCCAUCCUCAAAGAAAUUUUGAAGAAGUUGGUUUCGAUUGAAACAGACGUUAAGAAAAAUCGCGAGACCCUGGCAAACAUCGAGGACUGCCUCCAAGUAAAAGACGACUUCGUGUCCGCCGACUUCUCAAUUCCCACGAAACACGAGAUUGAAUUACCAAUAAAUUCCGUAAACGCCCUUCUGCACUUUGAACAAAAAUUGACAGAUGACAGAAGGUGCCUCUCCGAUACUCUCCAAGUGAUGAAGCGGUUGAAGUCGUCGAAGGUCUCCAUAAGUGCUACAUCGAUACUGAGAAAAUUUCUCGGGAGGACCGUGGCAACACAGUACACCGCUACGAAAAAAAUGACUGAUAAAUUGGUCAUGGAAACACAUGUACCAAAAUUUAUGGGAUGUGUCCUAGAGGCACUUAUGGCCACUCACGAGGGCCUCUCGGACAAGGAGGCUAAGGCGGCUGUGGGCACGGCCCUCACCCAAUCCAAAGGCUGGGACGGACAGCGAUCGGAAAAAAAUAAAAAACUGCUCCACAGUUCCAUGACUGUUAUUAAAGAGGAAGAGGAUAUUCUCGACGCCGACUCGAUUAUGUCUAAUACGUGGAUGGGCGAGAGAUUCAGGCUUGACACAUCGGCGUCAGAGUAGAAGAUACGAAUAGUGAUAAGCACGAGAUGAUUACUGAGCUUUCCUCCGACUUUAUAAUAUUUUUGUAUUAAUAAAUGCUUGAAAAAUUAGAAA